ACCUACAUGGUCUAUUUCAAUUUCUUUGCUUGCGUGCUCACUCCUCUGGUGAUCAUGUUCCUCAUCUACGCCCAAAUCUUUGUCACAGUUAAGCAGCAAGUGCGGCGCAUCACAUCUGAGCAAAGCGGCAGAGGUGACGGACAAAUCAGGACCGCGGCCAGCAUGCGGCGAGAGAUGAAGACAGCUACUUCUCUCUUUCUGGUUCUUUUCCUCUUUACGGUCUGCUGGAUCCCACUUCACAUAAUCAACUGCUUCCUGCUUCUGUGUCCACGCUGCUAUGUACCUCUUGAGCUUCUGCUCACAGCCAUCAUCUUGUCACACGCAAACUCUGCUGUCAACCCUUUCCUUUAUGCCUACACCAUGACGGCUUUCAGGGACACAUUUAAAGCUAUUUUUAUGUGCUGCAGGACAGUGGUGGACAGAGAGGCUUUAAAUGAGACCAACAGCAGGGAUCAACGCUAGACCUGAUCAUAACUUUAAUCCCAGGCUUCAAACCGAAUAAAUGAUUUUG
Molecule: messenger RNA, 511 nt
Organism: Pundamilia nyererei
Lineage: Eukaryota; Metazoa; Chordata; Actinopteri; Cichliformes; Cichlidae
Gene: adorb1a
Product: adenosine receptor B1a
Exons: 1
Coding region: 7-462 (151 amino acids)
Biological process (GO): G protein-coupled receptor signaling pathway
Cellular component (GO): plasma membrane
Molecular function (GO): G protein-coupled receptor activity
Source: RefSeq, a predicted model, not a curated record